Caenorhabditis elegans is the source of this 1245-nucleotide messenger RNA. RefSeq names its product Selenocysteine lyase (gene scly-1). Gene Ontology annotation, cellular component: cytosol. Lineage: Eukaryota; Metazoa; Nematoda; Chromadorea; Rhabditida; Rhabditidae. The transcript is spliced from 5 exons. Bases 22 to 1185 code for a protein of 387 amino acids. The record is from RefSeq and is marked reviewed. Gene Ontology annotation, molecular function: selenocysteine lyase activity; transferase activity, transferring sulphur-containing groups.
UUGGUUUACAAUCGGCUCAUCAUGGCAUCUAAUUUUAUAAAGAUCUACCUAGAUAACAAUGCAACUACUCCAUUGGAUGAUAGAGUAAAGUCUGCAAUAACUGAUGCUCUAGAUCUAUGGGCAAAUCCUUCGAGUAAUAAUGAAAAUGCAUUGAAGGCUGCUGAUGCAAUUCUAGAAGCAAGAAGUCAUCUCGGAAAAAUGUUCAAUGUAGAUGGAGAAUGUGUUGUAUUCACUUCUGGUGGUACAGAAUCUAAUAAUUGGGUUAUUGAAGGAACUAUAAGAAAUGCUAAGAAAGUUUCAAAACUUCCACAUAUUAUCACUACAAAUAUCGAGCAUCCGUCAAUAUUGGAACCAUUGAAGAGAAGAGAAGAGGACGGAGAAAUUAGUGUCACAUAUGUCUCUAUAAACCCUUUGACUGGUUUUGUUACUUCUCAAUCAAUUCUUGAUGCACUGACAUCCGAUACUUGUCUGGUAACAAUAAUGUUGGCAAACAACGAUACUGGAGUUCUCCAACCCGUAUCUGAAAUCUUUCAAGCUAUUCGUGAAAAGUUAAAAACCAAUGUCCCAUUUCUCCAUUCUGAUGUUGCACAAGCUGCAGGAAAGAUCCCAGUUAAUGUUCGAUCGUUGAGUGCCGAUGCGGUUACUGUAGUUGGUCACAAGUUUUAUGGACCGAGAAGUGGAGCGCUGAUUUUUAAUCCGAAAUCUAAAAGGAUUCCUCCAAUGUUAUUAGGUGGAAACCAAGAAUCUGGAUGGAGAAGCGGAACUGAAAAUACUCCGAUGAUUGUUGGAUUGGGAGAAGCUGCAAAAGUUUACAAUGAAGGAUUUUUGAAUAUUGAGAGUAUUCUACGUCAGAAUAGAGAUUAUUUUGAAGAACUUUUACUGAAACGACUUCGAAACUCGCACAUAAUUCAUUUUAUUGGAUCCCAGAGACUUCCAAAUACAUCAAGUGUGGCUUUUCUGGAUUAUCCAUCCCAUGGCUGUGAUCUGCUGGAAAAAUGUCAAACAUUCAACGCUUCAACUGGUGCAGCUUGUCACAAAAACGAGUGUAGUCCAAUUCUCAAAGCUUGUGGAAUUCCGUUUGCAGUUGCGUCCAAGACUGUCAGAAUUAGUUUUGGAAGAUCAACAAAAAUAGCUGAAAUUGAGACGGUUGUGGAUGAGCUUGUGCAGUUGUGCUCCCCGUCUUAAGAAGAACAGCCGCAAUAACUAUUUUCAUGAAAUUUUAUGCAAUAAAUUAUUUAUACACUG